CGGAGCCGGGAGAGGUUCUGAGAAGAAAAGAGCAAGGGACAGCUGCGGCGCGGGAACGGAGCUGGGGGCACAACAUCCGCGGUGUCUCCUCUGGGUUCCAGCCAACCGGGUCCGCAACGUGAGGAAGAAAAUCUCCCUGCACCUGCCACCCGCCCUCGAAGGAGUAUCUGAGAGCGUUUCCGAAGCCCGCUCUAGGAGCCCCUUUGCCCGCAGCGCCGUGGGACUAGAGUAGCGAGGCAACCCGGGUGCCGGCUCCAGGCUUCCACUCUUCGGGAAGAGCACAGUGGGGAUCAGUGCCUUCCCUCACUGGGCACAACUCUGGGACCAGCAGCGCGCGGCUGGACCAAGUACCGCUUCCCGCCGACUCACCCAGAGUGAAGGGACAGCCCCUGCCCUCCCGCCCGCUUCCACUUCUUGUAGUGCUACCUUCCCCAGCACCUGCGCGGAUCCCCCACGCCCAGGUGGCGAGCCCCUUGGCUCCCGGUCCCUGCAGCGCCCCUGGCCCGAUGAAAAGCGCGCCGGUUGCAUUUCCUUGAGUGCGGGAGCCAGCUGGCAUCCUAGCCGAGCCCUGGGGUCCGCCGGCUCGUCCCCCUCUGGGGUGUCGGAGAGAACCGGGAAGUGCGCACCAUGAAGUCCGUGCUGUUCAGUCGCUUUUUCAUCCUCCUGCCCUGGAUCCUAAUUGUCAUCAUCAUGCUCGACGUGGACACGCGCAGGCCUGCGCCCCCCCUUACUCCGCGCCCCUACUUCUCUCCCUACCCAGUGGGCCGCGGGGGCGUCCGACUCCCGCUCCGCAGAGGUAGCUCCGGGCGCGGUGCGGAGAAGCGCAACGAGUCGCGGCCGCGGCCGCAGCCGGAGCCGCUGCUGCCCACCAUUUAUGCCAUCACGCCCACCUACAGCCGCCCGGUGCAAAAAGCCGAGCUGACCCGCCUGGCCAACACGUUCCGCCAGGUGGCGCAGCUGCACUGGAUCCUGGUGGAGGAUGCGGCGGCGCGCAGCGAACUGGUGAGCCGCUUCCUGGCGCGGGCCGGGCUGCCCAACACGCACCUGCAUGUGCCCACGCCGCGGCGCUAUAAACGGCCAGGGUUGCCGCGCGCCACGGAGCAACGCAACGCGGGCCUAGCCUGGCUGCGGCAGAGGCAUCAGCACCAGCGCGCGCAGCCAGGUGUGCUCUUCUUCGCAGACGAUGACAACACCUACAGUCUGGAGCUCUUCCAGGAGAUGCGAACCACGCGUAAGGUUUCUGUCUGGCCAGUGGGCCUGGUUGGUGGUCGACGCUAUGAACGUCCAUUGGUGGAAAAUGGAAAAGUCGUUGGUUGGUACACCGGCUGGAGAGCAGACAGGCCUUUUGCCAUCGACAUGGCAGGAUUUGCUGUAAGUCUUCAAGUCAUCUUGUCUAAUCCAAAAGCUGUAUUUAAGCGUCGUGGGUCCCAGCCAGGGAUGCAAGAAUCUGACUUUCUAAAACAGAUAACAACAGUGGAAGAACUGGAACCAAAAGCAAAUAACUGCACCAAGGUUCUUGUGUGGCACACUCGGACAGAGAAGGUUAAUCUAGCCAACGAGCCCAAGUACCAUCUGGACACAGUGAAAAUUGAGGUGUAAGAUGAAGCAAAAACUGGCACAAUCAACCUGGCCAGUGAUGUGGAAGAGGAUGACUGGUGUUUAGGAUGCAGAGCAUUCAGGUAUUGUUUAUUUUACUUCAGUACAACAGCCUUUAUUGUCAUCUGAUGGACAUCUGUCUAAACAGAGCUUGUCAAUUAAUGUAACUAAUUUGAUGGUACAAAAUUUAUGUUUUGUCUUCAUUUUUUCUGCAUGUUUUCUCUCCAACUUAACUGGAGAAUUUUUGUACAGUACAGCUAAUGAUGCAAAAUACCAAUCUCAAUAUCUUAUUUAAUUUUUCUGUUCCCCCCUCAUUUGGCCUGAUAAUUGGUAGAACUGAAUAGGUGUAAUACUUGCCCAUGACAAGUAUUUUGUCAAUUGAACAUUACCAAUUCCUAACUUCACAUGAAGUAAAUUUUGGAAGGCUUGUGGCAGUAUUCAUUAUAGGAGGAAAAAAAAAAAGUCCACAAAUAAAAAGGUCUAUGGAUUUAUCUGUUUAAUAUAUAGGGAAAUAACAUUUUGUCAAUACUAGGCACCAUAAAAUGUAAACACAAUUACUGUCAUAAACCUGGAUAUACCUUCAAGGAUUAAAAGUGGCUUUUAGUUACCCUGUUUGCAUAUAGUGCAGAAAAAGGUCUUCAUGUUAGCACUAUGUACAUAAGAAGAGAUCCAAAUUAUAGAAGGCAGGUAAAAUUCAAAUUCUUUAAACAUUCAUUAAAUUAAGUUUUAUAGUAACAUCCAGGUUUAUCUUCCUUUCACUAACCACGUUCCCUGUUAAGCACAUCAUAACAACAGCACAGUGAAGUGAAUGAUGAAAUAAAAGAAUUUUGAUACACUAGAAAACAGUGCUCAGUGAUACAUUUACAUUCUAUUUAUAUGAUUAAACAUUUGAUCAUACAGUACCUUCCUACAGGAUUACUGGCUAAUUUGGGGGUGGGGUUUAUACUGUUAGAGGUAUUACUAACAUGAUAACUACUUCCCUUAUAUGCAAACAUUAGAGCUAUAAUUUUAUUGAGUAAAACUGAUUAUGCAAGUUGACUGAGCAGCUUCUCAAAUAAUGAGGUUUUAUGAGAUCAUGGGAAACAUGAGCAAAGCUGCCCCUGACAUAAAAUGGUUCUUCAACCUGCUUUUCACCACAUCAAAUUUAAUCAGUAACAGACCAACACGGUCAAUCAGGUAAUUCCUAAUAUGAACAAAUGGGGGGAAAAGAAAAAAAAAUAUAUGUACAUGAAUAAACAGGGGAACUAGAUGCGUUUUAGCAAGGAAUGUCAGGUGUUAAUUCUGGAUGAAACUUGUAUUGCAGUUUUCAUUUCCACAGUUGUGUGCUCAGAGUCUGACCCGAUGAGCUUCCAGACCAUCCUGCUGUUGUGUUGGGGGGCUGGCCAAAACCUGCUGCAGGGUUUGCACUAUUGAUACUCAUGCCAGCCAUUUGCUGAUUCAUCUGUGAAACACACAAAAGACUUAGUUUAAGAGGAUUACUUCAUUUUCAGUUCUUGCUUCUUUAGCCACAGUUGGGUAUUUUUUCAUCAAUGUGAAAAUUAGUUAAAGCACUUAGUCUUUCACCUAACAUAUACAUAUUUCUUUACAGAAAGCAAAUACAUACUUUGUUCCCUUGUUAUUUUCUUCCACUUUUUAGUAUCAUUUUCAUUCAUUUUCUAGAUCCAAUUUCUUUUUUUUUAAUAUUUUAAUUUUUUAGUUGUAGUUGGACACAAUACCUUUAUUUUAUUUGUUACAUGGUGCUGAGGAUACAACUCAGGGCCUCACAUGUGCUCUACCACUGAGCUACAACCCCAGCCCUAGAUUAAAUUUCUUAUUAACCCUAACUGAAUGGGGAGAGAACAAUCUUUGAAUUUGCAUAUGGGAUUAUAUUAUAAAAUAAGUCCAUUACUCUUUAUUUUGAGAUACUGUACUAAGAACUAAGAAAAUUUCAUAAAGUAAAAUAUUCUAAAAUUAUCCUAUAAACCUAGCAUGAUGGCUAUAAUUCUCUAUUAAAAUCUUAAAUGGGUCUUUAUACUUUUAAAUAUUAAAGUUCAUAAAGACCAUUUUUCCUCUUUGUUCUAACAACACUAACAGUUAAAAUUUGCAGUAUGAAAUUUCUUCCAGAUUGGAGUCAAGUAUAUUUAUAAGCAAGCCUCUUAGCCCUAUGGUUCUCUUACUCUCAGGAUUGGUGAUAAGAGAAGGAAAGGCGAAAUUUACCAUCAUGUACAGAGUGAAUUCGAAACCUGUGCUCAGGGUAAGAUUGUAUUCUAUUUGCAAUUUCUGAAAGACAAGAACAACUACAUUGCUGAUCAGACAUAAGUGUCUGAAGGGCAGGCAGAUUACAUUUUCAUACCUACUGAAGGAUAUUUUAACCACUUUAUCAUUGGCCAAUAAAUUUCACUGACAGUGCAAAAGGGCGAUGCUAUUCUCCAGCACACUAUCUGAGAGUUAGGCCAACAUUAACACCUUAUGGGUUAAUCUGCAUUUAAAUCCGAGCUGAAUGUGUUAGCACUUUGGCCACAUAAAGCUGUUACUGAUAUUUAGUACUUGAGAUUCCUAGAAGGUAGAGACUUCUGUGAAUCACGAGUGUAAAUAAAUAAAUAAAUUGAAACAUUCAUAUGAUAUACAAUAAUUCUGCUACAAUCAUUAGAAUCAAGACUAUUCCCUGAAUGUUCUCAAGGUAAAACUCUGAUCACUUAGAUUUAUGUUCCUCUUCCCCAUUUGGUGGUCUUGAUUUCUAAGUCUAGGAGCUUUUGUCUAUGGAGCUAAAUUCAGAACACAGUGCCUAAGAUAGAAAUGUUCUUUUGGCUCUAAACAAACUUAGGUAGAAAAAGAAUUUUAUAAUAUGAAGGAAUGUCUGAGACAAGUACAGACUUUUCAUACUUAUAGGAAUUCUUGAGCCAGUGGAUACACUUUAAAUAUAAAGUCAUUACAGAUCAUAUAAAAAAGGAAAUACAAUUUUACAAGGAUUACUGAACAAAAAAAGUUUCUAUAAAUCCAUGGGCAGUAGUCACAGGACUUGAAGACAGCUUUGAUCCCUCAUAAAAUUGUACUUUGAUAAUAUGAGGCUGUAUUUUUCUCAUCUGUGAAAGUUAAGCAAAAAAGAUCCAAAAAUUUGCCGGUACAAUGGCACACACCUGUAAUCCCAGUAGUUCAGGAGGCUGAGGUAGGAGGAUCAUGAGUUCAAAGCUAGUCUAAGCAACUCUGCAUCACCCUAUCUCUAAAUAAAAUAUUUUAACAGGGUUGGGGAUGUGGCUCAGUAGUUAAGUAGUGCCCCUGGGUUCAAUUCUCAGUACUAAAUAAAUAAAUAACUGGUAAAGAUAGGUUGGUCUAAGUAGACUUCAAAAACAUCCUACUAGGGAGCCAGGAAAAUCCUGACGCUAACCUCAAAGGUGGCAGACAAGAAGUCUCUCAUCAUGCCUCAGAUAAAUUUCUAGCUAUUAUAAAUAGAUUAGGCAUUUUUACCAUGACAGUAGUGUUAUAAUCUGAAAUAAAGAAAAAAGGAACCUAACAGUUCUUUACAAAAUAGGGACAAUGACAAAGCAUUUAUCUCUCUGAUGCAACUUUUGAUCUUAUAUUAUCCCUAGUCAAUUUCCUUGAUAGAGUAAAUGACUCCUACCUGUGAGAGGCUCCACUGAGGCUGUUGAGCUUGUGGGAGGCCAAACUUACUCUGAGGUGCACCCAUCUGUCCUACCAUUCCUCCUUGAGGAGCAACAACAUUUUGAGGAAGUGGCAUCACACCAGUUUGUGCAUUUCCCAUAAACCCAUUAGGCAUGGGCAUGCCCACCAUCAUGCCUGUACUCUGUCCCAUCACAUUUCCUAGAAGGCUGGGCGCUGCAGGCACAGGUACACCCAUUGAUGGAAAACCUUGAAAUGCAGCCGGUGCUUGUGAGGUAAAUGGUAUAUUUGUGGGUCCCAUAAACACACCUGUAACACAAGAACCAUGAAGAGAAAAAGAGGGCUAUUGUAUAUAGUUACACUCACCUCUAUAGACACAGAAAAAGGAUUACCAUUUUCUGAUAUACCUACAGCAAAAAUUUUCACUCUGAUCUGGCUGUUUUUCCUCCUACGAACAGCCCAAACCUAAACAUUCAGAGCUGUUUAUUUCUAGAAUAAGCAAAUCAGUUAUUAACCUGAGAAAAUUUAAUUAGAAAAUAAAACUCUCAGGCAAUAGCCACAUUAAAUACCUCCACUGUAAAGACCAAAUUACUCAGCAUGAGAGUAUCUGCUUUCUCUGCUGACUUGCACCACAUGUCUCCCAGUACCAAACAGGCAAAUGAGAGUUGACUAUAUUUGGCUUUAUAACGAAGUAGUUGGAUUGUUAUACAAUUUCAGCCCAUAUGUGAAAUGCAACUCACUAUUUAAGAGGAAAUGGUCUAGACAGAUUAAAACUGAAUAAAUUUUAUGCUAGUUUUUCACUGUAAUGACAAAACAUUUCAAAGUGUUUGGAAUCAUGUAAUAAUUCAGACUGCUUAUUGUUUACUUACAGUAGUACACAGUCAUAAACUUCCUGUAAAUAAAAUUUCAAUAAUUCUUCAAAGAUAAUCCAUGUCCUAUAAACUUGUGAAAAAAUAUUAAGUGAUACAUGAACAGCUUGUUAAAUUCUAACUGAAUAAAGUUUUGUGAAUUCUGUA
Ictidomys tridecemlineatus (thirteen-lined ground squirrel) is the source of this 6209-nucleotide messenger RNA. RefSeq names its product beta-1,3-glucuronyltransferase 2 (gene B3gat2). Gene Ontology annotation, cellular component: Golgi membrane. Gene Ontology annotation, biological process: chondroitin sulfate proteoglycan biosynthetic process; carbohydrate metabolic process. Gene Ontology annotation, molecular function: galactosylgalactosylxylosylprotein 3-beta-glucuronosyltransferase activity. The record is from RefSeq and is a predicted model, not a curated record. NCBI's taxonomy places the organism in Eukaryota, Metazoa, Chordata, Mammalia, Rodentia, Sciuridae.